Molecule: messenger RNA, 2177 nt
Organism: Gossypium raimondii (Peruvian cotton)
Lineage: Eukaryota; Viridiplantae; Streptophyta; Magnoliopsida; Malvales; Malvaceae
Product: amino acid transporter AVT6A
Exons: 6
Coding region: 465-1859 (464 amino acids)
Biological process (GO): amino acid transmembrane transport
Molecular function (GO): amino acid transmembrane transporter activity
Source: RefSeq, a predicted model, not a curated record
AAGAACUGAGAGGAUUGGUACAAAGAGCCAUCACUUCUGUUUUUAACUUUUAUUUCUCUUUAUUGGGUCUUCCUCAUUUCUUCAUUUCAAAGCUCAUUUUUUUCUAUCGUUUCUCUUCCUGGGCUUGGUCAAGAUUUUUUCUUUUCUGGGUUUGGCUUCAAGUUUUCCUUUCCUGCUUUAAAUAGAAACUGUAAAUUGGGUUCCUAAGGUUUUUUUGAUUGGAUGUCUGGGUUGGUUUCAUUUCCUGGACUUUUUAUAUCAAAGAUUCAACCUUUUGUAAUUGCAGAUUGUAGAAUGUCUGUUUAUUAAAUUAGUGGGAUUUCUACCCUUUGUUUGGAGAAGAUUUACAAAUUUCCCAAAGGCUGCAAGGUUUAGAUUUUAUUACAGAAUUGCAGUGUGCUCUAAGGUGGUUUAGAUUUUCUUAAAAAAAGUUGAAUAUCUGAGAGUUUUAGGUGAUUUAAAAGAUGACAAUUGGGGAUAUAUCACCAAAGAAGGAGAGGAAGUCAAGGAGGAGCAAACAUGUUGUUGAUGAGAAAGCUCCCUUGUUGCCUAAACGACAAGAUGAGGCUGGUGGUUAUGAUGAAUUCAAUGGAGCUUCAUUUACUGGUGCAGUGUUCAACUUGUCAACAACAAUUGUUGGUGCUGGCAUCAUGGCCUUGCCUGCUACAAUGAAAGUUCUGGGAUUGAUUCUUGGGAUUGCCAUGAUAGUCUUCAUGGCAUUCUUAACUGAUGCCUCCAUUGAAUUCUUGCUUAGGUUCAGUAGGGCUGGAAAAUCAACUUCUUAUGGAGGUCUUAUGGGAGAUGCAUUUGGAAAGUAUGGGAGAAUCUUUUUGCAAGUCUGUGUUCUGGUCAACAACAUUGGUGUACUCAUUGUAUACAUGAUUAUUAUUGGUGAUGUGCUUUCUGGAACAUCAUCAAGUGGGGUGCACCAUGCUGGUGUCCUUGAAGGGUGGUUGGGAGAACACUGGUGGAAUGGCCGCACCUUUGUUCUUAUCGUCACAACACUCGGCAUCUUCUCUCCAUUGGCAUGUUUCAAGCGGAUCGAUUCCUUAAGAUUUACAUCCGCCUUAUCCGUUGCUCUAGCAGUUGUGUUUCUUGUCAUUACUGUUGGAAUAGCAAUUAUCAAGUUGAUUAGCGGAACUGUAAUGAUGCCUAGAUUGCUUCCCGAUGUCACUGAUUUGACCUCAUUCUGGAAACUCUUCACCACAGUCCCCGUUUUAGUCACUGCGUAUAUCUGCCAUUACAAUGUCCACAGCAUAGAUAACGAACUGGAAGAUUCAACCCAGAUAAGACCGGUUGUGCGAACAGCUCUGGCUUUAUGCUCAACUGUUUACAUAAUGACAAGCUUUUUCGGAUUCCUUCUAUUUGGUGACGCCACAAUGGAUGAUGUGCUUGCCAACUUUGAUACCAACCUUGGCAUCCCCUAUAGCUCCCUGCUUAAUGAUGCUGUCCGUGUCAGCUAUGCUGCUCACCUCAUGCUCGUAUUUCCCAUUGUCUUCUAUCCAUUGCGACUAAACAUGGAUGGCCUCCUCUUCCCUUAUUCAAGUCCUCUAGCUCAGUCUAAUAUAAGGUUUGCUUGUAUUACUGCCGGACUCAUAGCAGUUAUCUUCUUGGGUGCGAAUUUCAUACCCAGCAUCUGGGAUGCUUUCCAGUUCACUGGAGCAACUGCUGCUGUUUGCCUUGGCUUCAUUUUUCCUGCUGCGGUUACUCUUAGGAAUCACCACUUCAUAGCAACAAAGAAGGACAAGAUGUUAGCUCUUUUCAUGAUUGUCCUUGCCGUAUUCUCAAAUGCUGUAGCCAUAUACAGCGAUGCAUAUGCCCUAUUUAAGAAGAAUUCCGGAGCAGGACCCAGGGCAUGAUCCAUCUAGCAGAUCCCUUGGUUGCACAAAAUGAGAUUUUAUGUCACCAAAUCCUUGAAGACACCUGGUUUUUAUAGUUAUCUUUCGAUAUCCAAUUUGAAAAUCCAGGUGUUCGGAGGAGGUUUGAUAAGCUAUAUAAUAAGAUGUAACUUUGCUUCCAAUGUAUGAAAGUUAGAUUGUGUAGGGAAGUGUAUGAAGUUCAUACGUCAUACCCCCUCCCCCCUCCUCUACUUAGGUCAUGUAAGACAUUAAAACAAGUUGUAAAAUAGCAAAUAUAGCAUAUUUCAGAUUUGUAGAAAAAUAAUGAUUUUGCUUGCA